Messenger RNA from Corapipo altera (White-ruffed manakin), 434 nucleotides. Its product is annotated as isocitrate dehydrogenase [NAD] subunit beta, mitochondrial-like. Gene Ontology annotation, biological process: isocitrate metabolic process; tricarboxylic acid cycle. The record is from RefSeq and is a predicted model, not a curated record. The annotation marks the transcript as partial. NCBI's taxonomy places the organism in Eukaryota, Metazoa, Chordata, Aves, Passeriformes, Pipridae. The transcript is spliced from 4 exons. Gene Ontology annotation, cellular component: mitochondrion.
CGUGCCGCGCGGUGCCGCGGUGCAUUGUGGGGCCGCAAAGAUGGCGGCGCUGGGCGCGAGCCGGGCGGCGGCGGGCCUCCUGCGUGCCCAGAGCCUCGGGGGGUGGAGGGGCCUGAGAACCACGGCCGCCCUCCCACAGAUACCCCAGGCCAAGUCCCAGAAUGCCAAGGCCGAGGGCACAUUCCAGGUGACGAUGCUCCCGGGGGAUGGAGUGGGCCCGGAGCUCAUGCACGCGGUCAAGGAGGUGUUCAAGGCUGCCAGUGUCCCCGUGGUGUUCGACGAGCACCACCUGAGCGAGGUGCAGAACACGGCGUCCGAGGAGAAGCUGGACCGCGUCGUGGACUCCAUGAAGGAGAGCAAGGUGGCCCUCAUAGGUGAGCUGUGCCCACAGCACGCCUGGCACCCCUCCUGCGGGCUCAGCCCAGCGCCUGCUG